Molecule: messenger RNA, 1435 nt
Organism: Maniola jurtina (meadow brown)
Lineage: Eukaryota; Metazoa; Arthropoda; Insecta; Lepidoptera; Nymphalidae
Product: protein MEMO1
Exons: 9
Coding region: 155-1042 (295 amino acids)
Source: RefSeq, a predicted model, not a curated record
AGUACAUUGGUGAUUACUCUUCGUUUGUAGGUCUUUUUUUUUCUAGUCGGUGGUCUUAUUUUUGUGAUUGUGAUUUGUGAAAGUAACUUCAAUUUUCUAUUUAGAUUUUCUUUCGAAAAUCAAUUUCUUAAACAUUUCUCAAAUAGGUAGUAUUAUGUCUUGUCGUAACGCAUCUCAUGCAGGAAGCUGGUACACCGAAAAUGGCUCGGAAUUAUCCAGACAGUUAGAUUUGUGGCUGUCUAAAGCCGACCUUACACACGGCCCGGCCAGAGCGAUCAUUGCACCUCACGCGGGAUAUUCGUACUGCGGCGCGUGCGCAGCUUUCGCCUAUCGUCAAGUCAGUCCGGUCGUUGUCAAACGCAUAUUUAUCCUGGGUCCCUCUCACCACGUCCGUUUGGCCGGCUGCGCCUUGUCGUCUCUGGACAAAUACCAGACCCCGCUCUAUGACCUCACCAUAGACAAACAGAUAUAUGCUGAACUAGAAGCGACCCGGCAGUUCGAAUGGAUGGAUGUACAGACAGACGAAGACGAACAUUCUAUAGAGAUGCAUCUACCCUACAUCGCCAAAGUUAUGGAGGAGUACAAGACAGGUUUCACAAUCAUACCUAUUUUAGUUGGUUCCCUCACUCCUGAAAAGGAAGCCAAAUACGGUGCAAUUCUAGCCCCUUACCUGGCUGACCCUCAGAACUUAGUGGUUAUAUCGUCAGACUUCUGCCAUUGGGGGUCAAGGUUCCGGUAUACGUGGCGGGACCCCUCGCGCGGACGGAUUCACCAGAGCAUCGAGUGGCUGGAUAAACAGGGUAUGGACAUAAUAGAGAAAAUGGAGCCAAGUUCCUUCACGGACUAUCUCAACAAAUAUAACAAUACGAUAUGCGGGCGACAUCCCAUCGGAGUGCUUUUACAGGCCAUAGCCAAGCUGCAAAGUCAAUCCAACGCGCCUCGGAUGUCUCUGAAAUUCCUCAAAUACGCUCAAUCUUCCCAAUGCAUGACCAUGCAGGACUCUUCCGUGUCAUAUGCCAGUGCUUCCUUGGUUUUUGAAUAGGAUAUAGGGAACCCUAAGAAUUAGGUAGGGCUCAAAAAGGCUAGAAGAUAAGAUUUUCUUUCUGCAUUGUUUAAAAUUAUGUGAUAUUAUUACAAAAUCUGUUGAAUCUUUAAACUAAAUUAAAAGACAAAUCUAAAUGUACUGCUAUCCCUUUCAUAUUUAAAUCUGUUGGAUUAAAGAAAAAAAUUUUAUUAAAAGAACGACUGAACAGGCUUUGCAUUCAUAUUUAAAACAACAUAAGAAUAAUUCAUCUACGACUUACCAGGCUGCAUGGUCUACGACCUUUGCCUUUCCUGAAGGGGAUAAAAAUAAAACUAACUUAAAUCUGUCAAUUUAAUUUAGAGAUUGACAGCUAAACGUCAAAAUAUAGCGGAAAGUCAAACCUAUUCUGUG